This is a messenger RNA of Psylliodes chrysocephalus, 6126 nucleotides long. The record is from the annotation of a GenBank genome assembly. NCBI's taxonomy places the organism in Eukaryota, Metazoa, Arthropoda, Insecta, Coleoptera, Chrysomelidae.
AUGUCCGUCGCCUCUGACUCAUUCUCUGAGGAGGAGCGCAGUUUAUUCCGUCCAUUCACACGCGAGUCACUUGCAGCUAUCGAGGCUAGAAUCGCUGAAGAAUAUGCCAAACAGAAGGAACUCGAAAAGAAAAGAGCUGAGGGAGAGACCGGUUUUGGACGCAGGAAAAAGAAAAAAGAAAUUCGGUAUGAGGACGAGGACGAAGAUGAAGGUCCCCAACCCGAUGCGACUCUGGAGCAGGGUCUCCCUAUUCCGGUACGGCUCCAAGGCAGUUUUCCUCCUGAACUGGCCAGUACACCACUUGAGGACAUCGAUCCAUUUUACCACAAUCAAACGACUUUCGUAGUUGUAAGUAAAGGCAAGGACAUUUUUCGGUUUAGUGCAACAAACGCCCUUUGGAUUCUUGAUCCAUUCAACCCAAUCCGGCGAGUGGCCAUCUACAUUCUCGUUCAUCCGUUAUUUUCACUUUUUAUCAUUACCACUAUCCUUGUCAACUGUAUCCUAAUGAUAAUGCCUACUACUCCCACCGUAGAAUCAACGGAAGUAAUAUUUACGGGCAUCUACACGUUUGAAUCAGCUGUGAAGGUGAUGGCGAGAGGUUUUAUACUUCAACCGUUCACCUACCUUAGAGAUGCAUGGAACUGGCUCGACUUCGUAGUCAUAGCUUUAGCUUAUGUUACAAUGGGAAUAGAUCUUGGAAAUCUAGCUGCCUUACGAACGUUCAGGGUACUACGAGCCCUCAAAACUGUCGCCAUUGUACCAGGUUUGAAAACCAUCGUCGGAGCUGUAAUAGAAUCCGUGAAAAAUCUACGAGAUGUGAUAAUUUUAACUAUGUUUUCCCUAUCCGUAUUUGCUCUAAUGGGUUUACAAAUUUACAUGGGAGUACUAACUCAAAAAUGCGUCAAAAACUUUCCAAACGAUGGCUCUUGGGGAAAUCUUUCUGAUGAAAACUGGGAAAGAUUUAUGACUAACGAUACAAACUGGUAUGUAGAUGAAACCGGCGACUAUCCGCUGUGUGGGAAUUCUUCAGGAGCUGGCCAAUGCAAACCCGGUUACACCUGUUUGCAAGGCUACGGAGAUAAUCCAAAUUAUGGCUACACUAGUUUCGAUACUUUCGGGUGGGCCUUUCUUUCUGCGUUUAGAUUAAUGACUCAAGACUACUGGGAGAACCUCUAUCAGUUGGUUUUGCGAUCCGCAGGUCCAUGGCAUAUGUUAUUUUUUAUUGUUAUUAUAUUUUUGGGAUCAUUUUAUUUGGUUAAUUUAAUCUUAGCUAUCGUUGCGAUGUCUUAUGACGAACUACAGAAGAAGGCCGAAGAGGAAGAAGCAGCUGAAGAAGAAGCAAUCAGGGAAGCGGAGAAGGCUGCGCAAGCAAAGCAGGACAGAGCAGAUGCACGUGCAGCGGCAGCUGAGGAAGCUAGAGAAGCUAGAGAAGCGGCACUACAUGCCGAAAACUGUCCAGAUAUUGUAAAGUCCCCAUCCGAUUUUUCCUGCCACAGUUACGAACUCUUCGUCGGGCAAGCCAAAGGUCACGAUGACAACAAUAAAGAGAAGAUGAGCAUACGUUCGGAAGGAUUAGAUUCAGUGAGUGAGCAGAGAAGAAUACCUACUAAUCCCACCAAGAUGCGGAAAGUUAGCGCUGCCAGCCUCAGCUUGCCUGGUUCGCCAUUCAAUCCUCGGCGGGGUUCUAGAGGGAGCCAUCAAUUCACUUGUAUGCGCAGUAACAGACGCAUGAUUCCAAAUCCGGGUGACCGCAAACCAUUAGUUUUGUCCACCUAUUUGGAUGCUCAAGAACAUUUACCUUACGCCGAUGAUUCCAAUGCAGUAACACCAAUGAGUGAAGAGAACGGAGCUAUGGUUGUCCCUAUUUAUUAUGCCAAUUUAGGUUCACGUCAUUCAUCAUACACUUCCCACGCCUCAAGAAUAUCGUACACCUCUCACGGAGAUUUACUCUGUGGUUUGGGUGGAAAUGGUAAAGUUUUGACAAAAGAGAGCCAGUUAAGAAAUAGAUCGUUGAGAUCUGGUCCACCACCUGCUGCAACAGCUACAAAUACGCCGAAUAAUUAUACCGAGUACAACCAUAGAGCACACAGAGGAGAUUAUGAUGGACCAACAGGACAACUAUGUGAGGGAAAACUAAAGCAUUUAGACAAUCCAUUUAUUGAUGAAAGACAAACUGUAGUGGAUAUGAAAGAUGUAAUGGUUCUGAACGACAUAAUUGAACAAGCUGCGGGCAGACAGAGUAGAGCAAGUGAGCACGGAGUUUCUGUUUAUUAUUUCUCAGCCCAAAAUGAUGAGGAGGAAGAAGAGCCAACUCUCAAAGAAAGAUUUAUAGCAUUUACUAUGAGAGUCAUUGACAUAUUUUGCGUAUGGGAUUGUUGUGCUACCUGGUUGGCUUUUCAGAAGUUUAUCAUUCUUGUCGUCUUUGACCCAUUCGUCGAGCUCUUCAUCACCCUCUGUAUUGUAGUCAACACACUCUUUAUGGCUUUGGAUCACCACGACAUGGACAGAGAUCUUGAGAAAGCUCUCAAAAGCGGCAACUACUUUUUCACCGCAACUUUCAUGAUAGAAGCAACCAUGAAGCUGAUAGCCAUGAGUCCGAAAUAUUACUUUCAAGAAGGGUGGAAUAUUUUUGAUUUCAUCAUCGUAGCCUUAUCGUUACUGGAACUGGGCCUUGAAGGGGUCCAAGGCUUAUCCGUGUUACGAUCUUUUCGAUUGCUAAGAGUGUUCAAACUGGCCAAGUCAUGGCCAACUUUAAAUUUACUUAUUUCAAUAAUGGGUAGAACUAUGGGUGCUUUAGGUAACCUGACCUUUGUGCUGUGCAUUAUAAUAUUUAUAUUUGCUGUUAUGGGUAUGCAGUUAUUUGGAAAAAAUUAUACAGAUAAUGUAGAUAGGUUUCCAGACCACGAACUUCCUAGAUGGAAUUUUACAGAUUUUAUGCAUUCAUUUAUGAUAGUAUUCCGUGUGCUGUGUGGAGAAUGGAUCGAAUCAAUGUGGGACUGUAUGCUAGUCGGUGAUGUUUCCUGUAUACCAUUUUUCCUAGCCACUGUUGUCAUUGGUAAUUUUGUGGUACUGAAUCUCUUCUUGGCUUUGCUUUUGAGCAACUUUGGUUCAUCGAGUUUAUCGGCGCCCACUGCUGAUAACGACACAAACAAAAUAGCCGAAGCAUUUGAUCGGAUCGGUCGUUUCAUCAAAUGGAUCAAGGCUGGCGUGGCAGAUAUCGCUAAGUUGAUUAGAUUUAAAUUAACUAACCAAAUUUCCGACCAGCCGUCAGAUCCUCGCGACGGAGGCCUAGACAUUCCUGGCGAUGAAAUAUUAGCCGAUGGUAUGAUAUUCAAAGAUAAGAAAAGUCCAAAAGAUAGAUUAGAAGUAACUAUAGGUGAUGGUAUGGAAUUUACAAUACAUGGUGACUCAAAAACAAAUAUUAAAAGGGCCAAAAAUGCCAUUAGCAAGAAUAAAAUAGGAAAUUCUAUUUUAGAACACGGAGAUUUUCUCGGACAUUUAGAUGAUGAUGAAAUUAGUAACAAGUCUUAUGGCAGUCAUAAACAUAGGUUUAAAGAUGAAAGUCACAAAGGCAGUGUCGACGUAUUAGAUGAACAAGAAGAAAAACGAGAUGCUAGCAAAGAAGAAUUAGGAAUUGAUGAAGAAUUGGAAGACGAAUGUGAUUGUCAAGGACCAUUAGAUGAAGAUCUGAUCAUAGAUGCGGCUACAGAAGAUAUCAUAAUCGACGAAUACUCGGCAGAUUGUUUCCCUGAGAAAUGCUAUAAGAAAUUCCCAUUCCUUGCUGGAGAUGAAGAUUCGCCUUUCUGGCAAGGUUGGGGCAAUCUUCGUUACAAAACGUUCCAACUCAUAGAAAAUAAAUACUUUGAGACAGCAGUCAUCACUAUGAUAUUGCUCAGUAGCUUAGCUCUAGCUCUCGAAGAUGUCCAUCUUUCUCAAAGACCAGUCUUACAGGAUAUAUUGUACUACAUGGACAGAAUAUUUACUGUCAUUUUCUUCUUUGAGAUGUUGAUCAAGUGGUUAGCUAUGGGUUUCCAAAAAUAUUUCACAAAUGCCUGGUGUUGGCUCGAUUUUCUUAUUGUAAUGGUAUCUCUAAUCAACUUUGUCGCUUCUUUGGUAGGAGCUGGUGGCAUUCAAGCUUUCAAGACUAUGAGAACGCUGAGAGCUCUUCGACCAUUGCGUGCGAUGUCUCGUAUGCAGGGUAUGAGGGUAGUAGUAAAUGCAUUGGUUCAGGCUAUACCAUCCAUCUUCAAUGUACUGCUAGUGUGCUUAAUAUUUUGGUUGAUAUUUGCUAUUAUGGGUGUACAAUUAUUCGCGGGCAAAUAUUAUAAGUGUGUGGAUAGUAAUAAGACAACACUAAGUUUCGAAAUAAUCCCUGAUGUAAAUGCUUGCAAAGCUGAAAACUACACUUGGGAAAAUUCACCGAUGAAUUUCGACCACGUCGGUAAAGCAUAUCUAUGUCUAUUUCAAGUAGCGACAUUCAAAGGGUGGAUCCAAAUCAUGAACGACGCCAUUGACUCCAGAGAGAUGUACAAGCAGCCUAUUAGAGAAACGAAUAUCUAUAUGUAUCUCUAUUUUGUAUUCUUCAUUAUCUUUGGAUCUUUCUUCACUCUCAAUCUGUUCAUUGGAGUUAUUAUUGAUAACUUUAAUGAACAAAAGAAGAAGAUAAGAGGAUCUCUAGAAAUGUUCAUGACUGAAGACCAGAAGAAAUAUUACAACGCGAUGAAGAAAAUGGGAUCCAAGAAACCUAUGAAAGCUAUCCCUAGACCGAGGUGGAGACCUCAAGCCAUCGUCUUUGAAAUAGUUACGAACAAGAAGUUCGACAUGUUCAUCAUGUUGUUUAUAGGUUUAAACAUGUUAACAAUGACAAUGGACCACUACAAACAGAAAGAGACUUUUACUAAAGUUUUGGACUCCCUAAAUAUGAUUUUCAUAGUUAUAUUUAGUACCGAGUGCCUCAUGAAAAUGUUUGCUUUGCGUUAUCACUAUUUUACGGAACCUUGGAAUCUUUUCGAUUUAGUGGUUGUUAUAUUAUCAAUUUUGGGAUUGGUGCUCAGUGAUAUUAUUGAAAAAUACUUUGUGUCACCGACUUUGUUAAGAGUUGUUCGAGUCGCGAAAGUCGGCAGAGUUCUGCGAUUGGUCAAGGGAGCAAAAGGGAUCCGCACACUGCUUUUCGCACUUGCCAUGUCACUGCCUGCCCUUUUCAACAUCUGUUUACUACUAUUUUUGGUCAUGUUCAUCUUCGCUAUCUUCGGCAUGUCGUUCUUCAUGCACGUCAAGAACAAAAGUGGUCUCGACGAUGUUUACAACUUCAAAACCUUUGGACAGUCCAUGAUUCUUCUAUUUCAGAUGUCCACUUCAGCGGGUUGGGAUGGCGUCUUAGAUGGAAUUAUAAAUGAGGAUAACUGCAAGCAACCAGACAACGAAAUAGGAGAAACGGGUAAUUGUGGUAAUUCCACAAUAGGCAUAGCUUUCCUACUGAGCUAUCUCGUAAUAUCAUUUCUCAUAGUCAUAAACAUGUACAUUGCCGUUAUUUUGGAGAACUACUCUCAAGCGACUGAAGAUGUUCAAGAAGGUUUAACGGACGAUGAUUAUGAUAUGUACUACGAGAUCUGGCAGCAAUUUGAUCCAGAUGGAACACAGUAUAUAAGAUACGAUCAGCUUUCUGAUUUCUUAGACGUAUUGGAACCUCCACUGCAGAUACACAAACCAAAUAAAUACAAAAUAGUUUCAAUGGAUAUUCCAAUUUGCAAGGGUGAUCUCAUGUUUUGUGUAGAUAUAUUAGAUGCUCUUACCAAAGACUUUUUCGCUCGAAAGGGUAACGCUAUUGAAGAAACUGCUGAGCUGGCCGAAGUGCAAGGUAGGCCAAACGAAGUCGGUUACGAACCAGUCAGUUCAACACUUUGGCGGCAAAGGGAAGAAUAUUGUGCUCGGUUGAUCCAAAACGCGUGGAGAAAGCACAAAAGGAAUCGAGGUGGUGCCACCGAUCAAUCCGGCGACGAGGGUGAUCUCGACGGUGAUGGGGAGCUCGAAGCUCGACAGACAGCAGUCUUGGUGGAAAGAAACGGGCACAAAGUAGUGAUACACAGUCGAACACCCAGCAUCAGUUCACGAACUGCGGACGUAUGA